Drosophila guanche is the source of this 1559-nucleotide messenger RNA. RefSeq names its product prolyl 4-hydroxylase subunit alpha-2-like. Gene Ontology annotation, molecular function: protein binding; L-ascorbic acid binding; iron ion binding. Gene Ontology annotation, cellular component: endoplasmic reticulum. The transcript has 5 exons. Gene Ontology annotation, biological process: peptidyl-proline hydroxylation to 4-hydroxy-L-proline. Bases 3 to 1511 code for a protein of 502 amino acids. NCBI's taxonomy places the organism in Eukaryota, Metazoa, Arthropoda, Insecta, Diptera, Drosophilidae. The record is from RefSeq and is a predicted model, not a curated record.
UAAUGUGUACUUUACAAUCCAUAACCCUGUUCGCAUUUUGUUUGAUCUGUGGAAAUGCAAUGGCAAAUAGGGUUCACGAAAAGUCAUACGCCUGCUCUUCAGUGGCACUGAAAAAGCUGCUGAGGGUAGAGGAUGAACUAGUGCGGAACAUAAGGAGCUACGUUACCAAGCUGAAGACUAAGCACCAGCUAGUUAACCAAGCUUUGAGCAGCAUGAGAGCGGAGGAGAGCCACAUGAAAACGGACUACGAGGCUUACCUGGCCAAUCCCCUAAACAGCUUUCGGCUUAUACAUCGUCUACAUCGAGAUUGGGAGCAAUUAGUGAUCUACACAUCAGAGGCGCAACAAAAUGAAAGAGGACACAUUGAGUAUGCACAUCGUCUGCGAAUGCUUCUACCCAGUGCCUUGGACUUGGAAGAGGCCAGUCGUGGCAUCGAUAGCGUAGUGGAUAUCUACGAACUGCAGCCGAAAUACUUAGCCGCAGGCACUCUAGUCCCUGGAGACACGCAUCCCGUCGCAGCCUUGUCCCCCCUGGACUGCCUGUUAUUGGGAAAUUAUUGUAAAAACGAACGGAAUGAUAGACGUGCCGAGGCUUGGUUCAAUGCCUCAUUAGAAAGGUACGACGAGGAUAGGCUAGAGUAUGUCGUCUUUGGCCUAAGCCGGAAAAGCAUUCACAACUCUUUAGGCAUGCUGCUCAUGAAAACUCAGCAGGAAACUGCCGGCAUGGCACACCUGAACACUGAAGGCGAAGAUAAUAGUUUCUCCAAGGAUAUUAAAAAACACUAUGACAGCCAAAUGAUGUAUAAGCGGGGCUGCAGUUCUGUCUUCAGAGCUCCAGCCCAUCUGCACUGUCGCUACAACAGCUCCACGACAGCCUUUGCGCGAAUUGCCCCAAUGAAGAUGGAGGAGCUGAGCCACGAUCCGUACAUGGUGCUCUUUCACAAUGUUGUCUACGAGAGUGAAAUGGAUUGGCUGCUGAAUGCCAAACAGCUGAAGGCAUCUCUGGUGGGUCAUUAUCAGUACUCCGAUUUUCGAACCUCAAAGGAACAGCAUUUCCAUGAGAAUUACAAUGAAGCAGUGGUCAAGAGUAUCCACAGGCGGCUGACGGACAUGACCGGGUUGAGUUUGAUUGAAAGCGAUGCUUUAACGCUCAUCAACUAUGGCAUGGGCGGGCACUAUGACCUGCACUACGAUAGCCACAACUACAGUGAACCGAACCGAAUUCUCAUUGGCGACCGCAUAGCCACUGUUCUCCUUUAUGUGGGUGAAGUGGACUCUGGUGGUGCCACAAUAUUUCCCUACAUCAAUGUGUCUGUCACGCCCACGAAGGGAUCUGCUGUCUUAUGGUACAACUUGGACAACGCAGGCGAAAUUAAUGCCAAAGCAAUUCAUGCGGGAUGCCCAGUGAUAGUUGGCUCCAAAUACGUGCUUACCAAAUGGAUAAACGAAAUGCGGCAGUUGUUCCUCACUCCCUGCAUACGGAACAAAAUAUCCAAGCUAAAAUCUAGAUAGAAAUAAAGCGGAUUCAUUUAAUAUCACGCAGAAUGUUUGCUUAAAGCA